GGAAACACUUCUUCCCAAACACGUUGCUUUGUAUAUCAUCUUGCUUUCUUCUUCGCUGAGCACGCGCGCCACCAGCUCUCCUCCAGAAAGUAUGCAUUCAGCGGUGACGCGCUGCUCUCACGUCAAGUGUUUCCUGUGGGAGGGGCAUCUUGCUCUGCAGUGCUACGCACCUUUUUCUUGAGAUGAAACUCACCGUGGGCCGUUGUCUCUAACCAAGUUUUCAUUGUGAUGAUUUGCGUAUCUCCUCCACCCCCUUUUUUCCCGAUUAGUUCUUUUUCUUUUGCGUCUCUUUUUUGUAUGUUUCUCACUGCAUAGGUCGACGCCACACUUCAAUUCAUUUUAUACAGCGACUUCUUUGUAUCUGAAACGCGUAAUACCUUUUCUGAGCUGUUGUUCUCAAUGUGCUCUGAACUUUAGGUUUUAACUAUUGCUCUCCGACUUACCCUUUGUAGCGCGACGCGACGACACUGCUGCGGUGCGUUGAACCGCAUUCAUUCAAAUUUGUAACGAAGGACGCGACGUAAAACAAACGAGACCUACAACCGGGAGCACCUCGGGAGCCGUAUUCCUUUUUUCUCCUUUUCUUUCACUCGUCAAUGGAUGCGAGAACAUUGAAACGGGUAAAGGAAGAGCAUCUCACAGAGUUAAAGCCGAGAACAAGAAGAAAAAGGGCUCUUCUCUCGACUUUUACGUGCAUUGCGGCUUCAGUGGUCGAAAAGAGGGAGGCUACUGCACCGGAACUGCGUUUUUGCUUCCUUUCGCCGGAUGCCCUUGCGUGUCUCUGGAAAGAAUCGCCAAACGGAAAUAAUGAUUCAAAAAGUGCCUUCUCCUCACUACACGAUGGAUUUUACACGUCAACGUUCCGUCAUAUAUGUAUGUGUUUGUGUAGGUGUGCGCGAAGGGUGAACAGAGAUUAAUGGAUCAUUCACAGGCGAGCAAUACAGACAUGAAAAGUUAAAGGGCUGACGAAACGUUGCAGCAGCACCCUUUUUUGCUUGUUGGCGUUUCUUCUUUUUCACACUUCUCUCCCCCUUCAUCACAAAGGCAGCAGGAAGCACCUGUGAAAUGCAGAUAUCAUUUUGAUCAUUCAGCCUCGUUCUCUUUUCUAUACAGAUUACAGAGUUCAACCUCUUUUGUUUAUAUAUAUAACAGCAGAACACAAAAGAUAUGUGACCAACGCAGUGGAGCUUGCUUUUCAACGCCAUCAAAUAGCUGACCGACGGUGGUAUGUGAGUUCCUGUGUCGCCAUUUCAGGCUGUCAAAUGCACAAUUGGUUGUCGAGUUGCCGGGGUUUUUUUUUUCUUGCUCUUUUAGUUUUGACUGGUUAAUAUUACUCCCUAAUAGCGGUCUUGAUUUUUAUUCCACAAAACUAAACGAAAUAGUUUUCCCUUUGUCUCUUUAAGUAGAUUAUAGUGUUCCUUUGUUGCCUUUCUCUUCUUUUCGUUGUAUGCGCUAGCAGUACCAAGACGUUCAUUGAAAAGAUACGCGCCUUUUUUUCCUUUGGCUCUGAAGAGCUCCUCCUCGUUUUCUGGCGCAUCAUUAGUAGCAGACUGUCGUACGAUCGGCAAACGCCGCAGGGCACAUUUUCAUGGGUCCUCAUUUAAUAUCACCUGCAUUGGUUUGCUUGUCGAUAUUUCAUCGAUGCACAUUUCUUUCUUGAAGGUGUCGUAACUCAUACGCCUCUUUUGAUUUGAGAGAAAAAGAGCUAUAGUUAAAUGUAAUACUCCUUUCUUGUUUGAAAAUGCGCUUUUUAUAAUUCUAAUACGCGUAUUUUGUUUUCACUGUUCGAUUUUCACUUCUCCGUUUUCCUUUUUUACUUUUCUCCUUCUGUUUUAUUAUCACGCUUACGGGUUGGUCAAUCGAGAUGAGGAUGAAGAACCAUCUUUUGAGCUUUGAGUGCAAACAGGUCUCUGCUGCGGUUCAGAAAAGCAGUCGCGCGAAGAUGAGAGAUCACUUCACUUUUUGGUUUCCUAUUUUUUUGUAGUUUCACCUUCUAUCUACCUUUUUAAUUGAGUUUGGAUGUGAAAGGAAGUAUCUAUUUUUUUUACUUAAUUUGUGUGCGUGGUCCGUUCCUUUAUUGCUUAUUUGAGAAGACGUUUGAUGGCUUUUGCGCACUAACGUGUCAGCGCUCAGCACAUCGUCCAAUACGUGAUGCGUGCUGAAGAAAUAAUACAACGGGUGUGUCUAUAUUUAUAUAGUACGACUCAAGUCCACAAGGGAAGGUAUUAACAAAAAGAGAGGAAAAAAUGGAGAGAGGCUGCAGUUUACGAGCGACUAUGGUCUCUGCCACUUUGGCGGCAACGCGCGAAGACGCACUGUGGGCAGCGUCCGCCGAGAUACCGUGUCUUGAGAGAAGAAAAUACGUGAAUGCUUUUCUUUUCUUGUGGCACGGUGCGAAGCCUAAUACUUCCUGUUGCGGAAGGGUGUUUGUUUCGUAAACAAACCUCGUUGGAACCUCUUUCACCUCGCGCGGCAUAGCAACAACAACAGGAAAAGAGCCGUUGCGUAUACUUUUUUCUCCACUCUCCAUCGAAUGAUACUUUUGUUGUCAUGCAGCUGAUUAGCUCCGUGGGAAGGUUGUGUAACUUCCAAAGAGGAACACCUUGUUGAUUCCUGUUCAACAGUGCAGAUGCUUGCGAGGCAAGUAAAGCCGACACAACCCGUACACUCCUCAUAAAUAACCUGGUCAACGGAAGUAACUCAUCGAAUUCACAUGCAAACACAUAAACACAUGUCACUAGCGCUCUACCCAAAGGAGCAAUCAAAGUUCAGCGACAACACUGCUAAAGCGAAGUUUUUAUUUGUGCUUUGGGCAUCGAAUCAAUAGCCGCACGUCAAGCGCAAUCAUGCUAAGAAAAUCUUUCAGGUAUUUCUCCCGACGGCUGUCGUCUGGAGUGACGAAGAACACACUCAACCCCCUCGAGGCACUCACCCAAAUUCAGCUUGGCAUAACGCCGCCUCUCGCUGUGCAGCGCGGCUUUUUACUCGACCACUACGCACCGCAGCUGGAAAGUCGUGGUGUGACGGAGGCCAAGCUACUUGCCAUGGAUGGGCGGCUUUGCGCUCAGCUCAUGAAGCAGCUUGUUUACGAGCGAUACCUAUCGGUCCCGUUCCGUGUGUUUAGCUUCGACAUGGAGUUUACGGGCCCACCGGUGUUCACUUCAGAUGGUCCAACGGAGGACAUCACGGAGGUGGGUCUGUAUUCGCCGCUGCUCAACGAAACGUUUUCUUGUCUGGUGCAGCCCGCGUGCGGCCGUAAGCAGGGUCCCGGGGUGGAGGAGCUGACGCACAUCUCGGACGAAAUGCUCGCAAAGGAAGGAAUUCCGUUUGUCGAGGCGUGGGAGCGCUUUCUGAACUUUGUCCAGACGCCGCAGCCAGAUGAGCUUCCCGGCUCUGAGGAGCGCAUCCUGCUGCUCUCUCACGGCGGCAAGCUCGCCGAUGUCUCCCUCAUAAAGUGGACACUCGAGAAAUUUGGGCUUGAGCUUCCUUCGUCGUUUGUCUUUGGUGACACCAUCCAUCUAAUCCGCGACGCGCACCGUCGCCGCCCUGUCACGGUGGACAAGCACCCGCCUUCGUGGAAGCUAGGAGAUUUGGUGCAGUGGCUCCACAUACCCCCGACGCUGCCGGCGCAUCGCGCUGGCAACGACGCGUGCAUGACGUGGGACGCCCUCUACCACACGCUGCUGCGCUACGGCGACGAUGAGAUGACGCCGCGCGAGCAGCUUAUCCCGCGCUUCUUCGACGAGGAGGCAAAACGGCGGAUGCGAGAGUCAAUUUAUCGUCACAAGCAGGAGACGGAUCCGUUGAUGGGAGAUGACACUUUUCUUUUAGCAGACGCUGCGAUGGACGCUUCGCCGACGACUACUGUUGCCGCGGGGGAGGCGGGUGAAGCGGGUGAGAGAGGGGAGGAGCAGGCGGCGCUGGGUCACGGUCGGGGUGAGAAGGUCAAGAACCCCGCCACACCUGAUUUAAUGGACCUUGAUUUUGACGACAUCUUCAAAGAACAGAACGCUGUGAAAAGUGGCAGCGCUGCCGCCAUCGAGGAGUUCAAGUUGGAUGACGACGUGCUCGCUACGGAAAGGACCACAGUUAAGUAUGAAAGCCAGGAUGAUGCGCUUGAAGAAGAUUCAUUUUUUGAGGCAGAAGAGUAUUCCACCCAGUCGCAGCGAGGGACACGAAGAAAACAACCGAAGAGGAGCCUCAAAAGCAAGACAGCCAACAGUUCGAACGAGACAAAAGACAGCAGCACCGACGAAGUCUUUCUUGUUUGA
Molecule: messenger RNA, 4271 nt
Organism: Leptomonas pyrrhocoris
Lineage: Eukaryota; Euglenozoa; Kinetoplastea; Trypanosomatida; Trypanosomatidae
Exons: 1
Coding region: 2847-4271 (474 amino acids)
Biological process (GO): DNA catabolic process
Cellular component (GO): cytoplasm
Molecular function (GO): nucleic acid binding; 3'-5'-DNA exonuclease activity
Source: RefSeq, a predicted model, not a curated record